Paramuricea clavata is the source of this 15472-nucleotide messenger RNA. NCBI's taxonomy places the organism in Eukaryota, Metazoa, Cnidaria, Anthozoa, Malacalcyonacea, Plexauridae. The record is from the annotation of a GenBank genome assembly.
AUGGUGGGAUUUUCUUACGUGGUGCAAGCGACACAAAUAAAUCCAGUGGUAGAAAUCACAAAAGAGGUAUGAGAUUUCAUUUUAUAAAAAUACGCACAUUAUACUGUGAUACAUAUAGUACCCAGUGAUCAAGUAUAUUAGGACCAGCGAUACUUCCGCACAGCGCGAUUGAUACUGAUCAGACGAUAUCACUCAAUACUUGUAUCUGGACAUUUUAAUACCGUACUCAUUGAAUACAUAACCUCUGUUUGAACGAGGAUGAGAGUUGCUGCUCGAUCUCGUUCGCGUUUCGUCACCUACUCUAAUCGACUCUCAUCAACGUUAAACUGGUUCAGAUUUUGAUAAGAGUUGAUGAGAGUUUUCGCUACGCGCGGGGUAAUAUCCAGUCAACUCUCGUGCAAUUCUUGUUCUCGUUUAACCGGGGCAUGAGAGUUGAGGAACCUCUUGCUUGCCAACUCUCCUCAACUCAGUUUACUCUCAUGCAAACUCUCGCUUGCCAACUCUCAUCAACUGUUCAGAACACUGAUGCAAUUGCUUCGUUCUCUUGAAAACGUCCGUCCCAUUGGACGAGUUCUUUUAAACAGCUGCGCACUUACUCUGUGGAGAAACGUGCAUUGGGCUUUUUUGUAUACUUUCCUAUAUAGUCGAUGCAGCUGUUCAUGUUAUAAGUCCGAAUGAUUGAGUGUGUUAAGGAGUUGUAUACACAUACUUUACACACGAGUUUAACCCGUUAAGCUGCAAUGCGCCCAAAUCGGCACCCUACUUUAUCAGCUAUUUUACUCUGUCUAACGACAGACAAGCUUUCCUGGAAAAGUUUACCUUCUCGUGUGUACUUGUCAACAAGUUUUCCUUGACAAAUUUUGCCGCUCGUGUGCAAGGUCGCCUGUCAGAAUCAUAGAAGUAUUUCCUGUACACUUGUCAAGUUUUCCUUUGGCGGCCGUACACAAGAACAAAUUUUCCUUCUCCAAAACCUGGCAUGAUGACUAGCUUUGGAACUUAGCUCCUUGGCAAGGAAAAGUUGUCUCAAUUUUUUUGCCGUACACACGAACGAAUACAACUUGCCAGUCAAGGAAAACUUGCCCGUCUUUACGAGGCUUUAAUUAUUUAACCCUUUAAGUGGCAAUGCGCCCAGAUGCGCUCUGCUUUAUUAUUUUACUCUGUCUAACGCCAGAUGAUUUUACUUGUCAAGGAGAGAGUGCUGCCACUCAACGGGUUAAUAAAUAUUGACUAAGAAGCGUCAUGGAUCUUUCAGACAUGACAAAAAUAGAAGACUGCUUUUAUGUUCUUUAGUCACGUUUACAGUUAUUGCGACAAAUAAUGUUGAAGCAUUUUCUUUUCAACAGGUGAAGCAAUGUUUUGAGAACAAAAGCACAACAGCAACAACAACAAAGGCCUCAGAGCGAGGGCCGUUGGGCGCGAAGAUACAUAUACGAAAUGAGACAAUCUAUAAACCAAUCAGGUCAAAGAAAGCGUGGAAACUCAAGUACGAUAGACACAAACAACAAACAACUCGUGGUUUCUUCUCGCCCGUAGCGAAACCGUACGAAACAUUUGGCGAGCUAGAGUUGGACCUUAGAGAACUGGUGCUCAAAACAUUAGGCGCCAAGGUAAGGUGAUAAAGAAUCGAAUAUGGCUCCAUGCAUACAGCCGGUUUUCUAAAAUAUUUUAGAUUUCAACCAAUUUUUUCAAGGCAAUAUGAUCAUUUCCAGGAAGGUUCAGACUUCGGAGGUCCUUCGCUGUCCAUAGAGUUCACUGGUUGGAACGGUGGCAACCAUGGCAACCAUGACGUUUUACCUUUUGUACUUUUAUUGUCUAGUUUCGCAAUCAAACGACACUAUCUUUUUUUCUUCAUUCGGUCAAUAUUUCUGAAAUUCGAGAACUCGAGCCAAGGAUGGAGUUAUUGCAAGUCAGUUUCAUUCCCUUUCUCUAUUGUUUUUGUCUGCGCGGUCUGCCAGGAAUGUGCCGAAAUUACGUAUUUUGACUUCGAUUUAAAGAAUAACACUGUGGUUUUAUGAACUGAUAUAUAUGAUAACGAUACAGUCCGUUAGCAAAAACUGGAAUUAGCUGGGGAAAAUGGUAUUAAAACUGUCUACAACCGUCAUAGCUAUUCGAUGUCAAUUCCGCCAUCUUGGCUUAACUUUCUCAUAGGCUAAAUGACGUACUGAAGUUGUUGCUCCUGAGUCCAGAUACCUAUAUAGCUCAUUCAAUUCAGCUUAACUCUCAGCUGCAAGUAAGGAUGAUGAGCAUAUUGCCACUAAGUUAGCUCUCCCGCUAGUAAAUGCAGACAUUAAUGGGUCUUUCCCCUUAUAACUAAAAUUUUGAUCUAGUCAAAAAUUUCAUCACAGCUUGAAAGAGCAUCACAAAAUUAGUAAUAUUCCAAAGUUUCGUUGCGAAAUGUUGUAAAAUGCGGAUAAUAUAGCCUUGCGAAAUUUGCCGUUUUUCAGUCAUUUUGUAUUACGCAUGGGAAAUUGACAGCCCAAUCGGGUGUUGGGGCAUCAAUUUCCCGUUUGUAAUACAAAAUGACUGAAAAUUGCAAAUUUCGCAGGGCUAUAUUAUAUUAUCCGCAUUUUACAACAUUUCGCAACGAAACUUCGGAAUAUUACUAAUUUUGUGAUGCUCUUUCAAGUUGAAAUUUUCGUCUAGACUUGUCUAGAUCAAAAUUUUAGUUAUAAGGGGAAAGGUCCAUUGCUUUUAAAAUUUUCCUCUAUUCAGUUCAAGAUGAGUAUAUUAGCUUCUGCAUGGGAACAAUGGGAACUCAUUAGUAAAUGACCUGCAAAAAUAGUAAUAGCCUCCACCCCUUACAGUGACAUCUAUAGAGACAAGGGACUAUAACGAGCCUUUAAUAUUACCAGUGCGUAUACAACUGCAGAUGACACGUUCGAGUGCGGACGUAGACUGCUUGGAAUCGUAUAUAACAUCGUCUAGGAUGUAUUUUCGCUAGGAAAGGAAAGUACUGCCUCAAACUCGACACUCCCAAUGUAUAGGUUGGGAAAAAGACGCGACAAACAGCGCUGAUUACGCCCUUUGGAAUGGGAACAAACGUUCGUGGCACUGAUGAAACUUUAAAGAAAUAAACAAAUAUAUAUUGCCGUUGAAAGAAUAAAGUUCAGUCCAGUUUCUUUAAGUAGUUUUUCUCCUAGAGUCCAGAAAAAGAGCCAACAGAGUUAGCCAAGCUCUCAUUAUGGGAGAGACUACGCAAUAAGACCACAGAUCCACAUUACUUAAAGGUAUGGUUGAUUAGUUAUACAUUAUUUAAAAUAUAAAUUUGAAAAGACACGAUUCAAGGCUGGGCUGGGCUGGGGGAGAGUGUUGAAAUAUACAGAUAAAUUAUUAUAAAAAAAUAAAUAAUUUAAACUAAUUACUAAAACGCACAUAUAUACAAAAUAUAGAAAUAUAUAGAGCUUGGCACGAUUCAAACGAGUCUCUUAAAUGAGUUGAGAGACUCAGUUCAUUUUGUUUCGCUUGCCGGGAGUUGAUUUCAGGGCAGUGGCGGAAAUCUUGGGGGGGGGCGAGGGGGCGCCCCCCCCUCACCUUCACAGAAAAUUGAUGAAUUGUCGGAAAUGUUGACCUAAAAGAGGGCUAAAAACAGUCUUUUCGAGUGCAAAUGGGGGGGUAUGUCGGAAAUUUGAAAGUUUUGUCGGAAAUUUAGGAGGCUUUGCCCCCCCACCAGAAAAAGUGAAUUUCCGCUACUGUUUCAGGGCAUAGGCCAGCUAUAUUUGAAACUUCUCUUAAGAAAAUCUCUUUUUGGUUUGGGAAGUGUCAGAUAUGUUGCACUACUACGAAGAUGAUAACUGGUCUGAUCCACUUCCCUUCUCGAGUUUCUUAAGACUGCAGGUUUACACUAUCAAAGUUUCUGUGAUCACAGUAAAAAGUUUGCAAAGGUAAAUUCUAAGUUUUGAAGGAUUUGUAAGGAAUGUUUGAAGUGUUUAAUUAACGCUGACUCAGUUCCCUCAAGCAUUUCCUACAAAUCCUUCAAUACGUAGAAUUUACCUUUGCAAAAUUCUUUCUGUGAUCACAGAAACUUUGAUAGUGUAAACCAUCCUUUAUAACACUCAGUCAGUUUCCUCAAACAUUUCUUACAAAUCCUUCAAUACGUAGAAUUUACCUUUGCAAAAUUCUUUCUGUGAUCACAGAAACUUUGAUAGUGUACACCAGGCUUAAUAAAGUGUAUGUGUAAAUUUCAUUCAGUUUGAUGACGAAAGUGGCAAGUCAGUCAAAGGCAAAGAGCAGUAUACGAACAAGAGCAUGACCUCGACAAUAGGCGGGAGACUGGCACUAAUGAAGACUCGAUUAGCCGCUAUACGUGCAGGUCAGAGUUACGAGUAUUGCUUACGUGAAGAAAAUCAGAGAAAGGUUAGUACGUCAUGUACGUAUCUCUAAAGCGAAAGUACGUAAGCAAGGAAUUUAAGUGGAGGUAUGUUAAUCACCCGGCCUUACUUGCAGCUGAGAUGAUGAGAUCUGAACUGAGUUAGAAAGGACGCAACCCAACCUGAGAAGGACCGCUCUGGAAGCCAUCUUAUGACUCAUGUCGAUUAGCACUAUUUUCCAUCCAGCAAACGCCCUAUCGAUUUCCCAAAGUCUUUCUUUUUGGAUUUUUUUAUUAAUUCGGUUAGGGUUGCGGUUAGAGUUAGACUGUUAGAGUAGGGGUAGGGUAGAGUUAGGGGUUAGAGUAGGGGUAUGGUAGGGUUGGGGGUUAGAGUAGGGGUAGGGUUAGUUACAUAACCAUCUUCUUCCAUCUUCCAAAAAUGACGUCAAGUCAGUUUGCUGGAUGGAAAAUAGUUCUAACCAUCUGAUCACGGAGUACAGCUACGGUGGAAGGGUCAGUUAGGGGCUAAACCCAACUCACCCUGUCAACAUUAGACAGAUUAGAGACCUUACGAUUUUAGGACGGCAACCGCGACGGUGACGGCCAAAACAAACUCCUUCAAAUAAAUGGUAGUCGAUAGUUCGUCGUAUAUUAUCAAUCGUAUGAAUUUAAUACAGUCUUUAUAGUCUUAGAAGUUGAAUACAUGGGUUUUAUAGUUGGGAAGAGCUCUGCUAAACCCAGUUUGAAGUUGCACUUGUUGUGGCUUGGAAUGCAGCCGUUGUACCAAGACGUGAAAAUAUGUGAUUUGGCGUUGUAAACAGAGCGAGGACAAUAUCUAAAUUAUUCAUUUAUUGUAAUUACUCAAUUCUUUUCAAUGAUCUAUUGUAUUGGUAGCCGUUGCCGUCCUAAAAUCGUAAGGUCUCUAAUUAGAUCGCGAGGACGGGCACGUCAAAGACGACGUGAAAAUGGCGUAUGUGCCCAUGUAUGGAUAUGCCACGCCAUUUUGAGGUCAUUUUCACGUCGUCUUUGACGUCCGCGUCCUCGAUCUAAAUCUGUCUAUUCCCUGUGGGAGGAAACCGGGGUACCCGGAGAAAACCCACGACUUUCGGUAGAGCGUUGUCUUUUCACAUAAGCAUCACGUGUCCGGAGCGAGAAUCUCAGAGGUGAAAGUGUAUGUGCGCCAACGAAGCUCGCUCUGUAUGUAAACCAAGGAAAGUAGGUUCCAAGAAAAAGGUAAUAAGCUCGAUCUAAAUACCCGAUUCAUAAUUAAGUCAAUUACUUGGGCAUUCCGCUCUAUAGAAGAGGAUAAUCCAGCUCGUCCUUUGCCUUGCACGCCAAGACAACAAGAUAUACAAGAUCGUCCACUAACACGAAAGGUGUAAAGUACGAAGUCCUGCGGUGCAAAACAACAACCUACCAAAGAUCAUACUGGAUAAGAACCAUCAGAACAUGGAACACAUUGACGGUCAUACUUGACUUGAGUAUGGAGAACUUCAACGCAUUCAAGUCUGUAAUGCGAGAGUACUACCAUACUGCAUUAACGAACACAUACGAUUGUGAUGAUGUACGAACUUUUAAAACGAUUUGCCCGAAAUGCAAUAGAGCAAGGACUUUAACAAACUCGAUGAACUGUUGUUUUUAGUCUCUAUGGUUUAAUUGUUAUUUGUGUUAUUGAUAUUUGUCUCUUAACGUUUUGGGCCCGCAGUAAUUGGUUUCAGGCUGUUGCGGAUACCCAACCAUCAACUCAGUUUAUGUCAUUGUGUUAUGUAUGUAUAUGUGUGUAUGUGUGUGUAUGUUUCUGUACAGUAGUGAUGGAAAAGCAAUUAAAUAAUAAUAAUAAUUAAAAAAUUAAAUAAUGAAGGGAUUUUGUAGAUGACAAAGCGAAAACUUCAUGUCCUCCGGUAGGAAUGCAGUGCUCUCACUACUACAGAAACCCUUCCUACUGUAUAUUCUAGAUGCUUGAAAUUCUAGAAGAACAAAAGCUUGAGACGCAACUCACACUCAACACCCCACUUGGCCCACCAUACAUCAGAAAGAAGUCCGUGCUGGCGUCGAGAAAGUCCGUUGGAAAUAUUGAAGACACAACGCUUGAAGAAACGCGAAAGUUGGAUGCAAGCGAACUACAGUAAGUUAGUGCUAAAUAUUGCACGCUGUGUUAAAUACUGCAGAAUGGUUACUGCUUUCUGAUUGAUAGCUAUGCAUCACGUGACUAUAGCUAAAACCUCAUUACGCAAGUUGCGGCUAUCCGCAAGUGAAGGUAAGAAACUUGGAUGUGGUUGCACACCAUACGUGAAAUACUGGCUCUAAAAUACGAUUUUAGAUUGCCAACAUGUUCUGGUCUUAGAUUGCCAACAUAUUACUGAUUGCUCGGAUUACCGACCUAGCAGUACCUAAAUGACUCCCCGUAAAGUAACUUUAGUUCUAGUCUCUGUAAGUUCAAUCUAAUUAAUUGUUCCCCCGACUAAGCGGUCAUUCUAAGGGGCCAUACGUUAUCCUACACGAAGAAAACCAAUCCAGUGGGGGUGUUUGGAAGCAAUCUACUCUUCUCAAAAGCGAAAUUGUGGAAGUGUUAAAUUAAUGUUAAAACAUAAAUUUUGAUUUUUUUCAGAGAGUACCAUAAACGCAAGUGUAAGAAUUUCGUGGCAUUUCUUAAAGCUCUCUACUCCCUGAUACGCUGCGUGUAUCAUUUGAAGACACGAGAUCUACGCACUAAGGUAUUAAUAAUAAGAGAAGAACUGAUAGAGCUAUCCAGUAUGCAUAAAGUUAGAUAAUACGAUAAAGCCCUGGGCAAACUAGGAAACAUUGUUGCGGAAACAUUGUUUCCUACCAAUGUUUCGCCAUGUUUCCCAGAGUGAGCAAACACUAGUGAGAAACAUAGGGAAACAUAAAAUGUUUCUGAAUUUGCUAGGAAACAUUUUUGUUUCUCGGGAAGCAAAUUUUGUUUCCGCAAAAUGUUUCCACGGUUGGGCAAACAUGGAAACAUUUGAGGAAACAUCGAGAAUCACAAAUGUUUCCACAACAAUGUUUCCUAGUUUUCCCAGGGCUUAAGUCUUCAUAAUUUGUCUCUGUUAAUACAUUUAGGUACCACUCAGUCGAGACUAUCUGAAAGUGAUCAACACAGAUGUACCCUUGGACGCCAAAGGAAAGCCCAUCAGACAUCAGAGAGUUACAAUUACCAAUGCCCAAAAUAACGAGGGCUCAACAGAUUCUUUUCACAUCAGAGGAAGCGACUCGGACCGAGUGACCAGUACGGUCCCUAACGAGUCCUUGCCGAACGUUUCACGACCAUCAGCGAUAGAAUGCGGUUCUACUUCAGAAAAGCAAAGUACUGGUUUUCCAGCUAAGCGGUAUGAAGUUGCGACUAUUGUGUUAUUUUACCACUUUAUCCGGAUGUGUUCGCACUGCUUGUUCCCAGCAUAGAUAUCUUAUAUACACUAGAUAGCGCAUCUCUUUUAGUAAAAUUGAAGCCAAGAAUAUUCCAGCGGUUACUCCCAUUUGAAUAGAUGGCGGCCAUGCUGGUCGUUCCCACUUGCUAAUAAACACUUAAAAACAACAAUAACUUUCAUCAUUUGAAUAUUUUAAAAACGAAUUUGGAAUAGGGUUAACUUAAUGUUUAAGUUCCAUGUUUAAGAAAUAGGAAACAUACGAAUCUUCUAAUUUCAUGGGAACGACCUGAGACUGCAAUCACGUCUUCAAUUUUUGAAUUGCAGAAUAAUUAGAUGCACUAUCUAGUGUAUAUAAGAUAUCUAUGGUUCCCAGUUGUUGUGACAAGUCUGGAACAAGUUGUCAUCACCUUGUUACAAGGUUGAUGACGGUAAUGGAUCGACUUGCUACAAGUUGUUCCAACAAGACUAAUGCAGGCCGUUCGUAACAAUAAGUUUCUACGAGUUUGUUGUCAUCAACGUAUUAACAACUUGUUAUACGUGCAGAUGAUAUCAAACUUUGUAUAACAACUUGUUGCAAGUCUGUUGGCCUCAUCAACCUUGUUACAAGAUGAUACAAAUUUGUCCCAGACUUGUCAACAACUGGGAACAAGCAGUACGAACACAUCUCGUUAACAAGCUGUGAAGUUUUUACGCGUAUACUGUACACCCCGAAUUUUCAUGUCACUAUUAAUAAUGAAUGUAUCAUUCCUGCUGCACUUACAGGCACGUGCCACAUUCAUUUCUUAUUAUUUAGUAUGAAAAAUAUGCUGGCACGAUCUGGUACGUUAGAAGAUAUUCCAGAGCCUGGCAGUUUGCCUGCAGGUCAAGAUAAUCCAUCCAGUAGAGCUGGAAUCAGUCGCUGUAGUCUGCAGGGAACCUUGUUAUCAGUAUGUACUGUUAAAAGGUAAUCACUAAAAGACUAAACAGAGUUCGUACAGGCCAGAAAGAGUUAAAUUCAAGGACUUUCAAGGCUUUGUAUCAGGAAAUUCAAGAAAUGAAGGGGCUGAAAAAAAGGCGUUAGAAAUCAGUAAACAGUGAUGUUAAACUAAACGGCAACUUUAAUGAAUUUCAAACAGCUUUGGCCUUUGUAAGACAUGAACAGAAUCAACUUACAAAAUGUUCAAUUCUUAAUUCCAAACAAUUUCAGAAAAUAUCCACUAAAGCAAGAACAAUUUAAGGACUUUCAAGCACUUCUUUAUAAACUCAAGGACAUUUAAGGCCUUAAAUUUUUGUUUCCAAAUUCAAGGAUUUUCAAGGAUUUUCAAGUUUUGUACGACAAUGCAUGGGCUAUUUGACAAGUCCAAGAAUUGUCUAAUCAUAAUAGUACCUUCUUCCAGGCGAGGGCAGUUUCUCGGAAUGAUAACAAAUACUGGAAAUAAUUCAGAGCUGGGUCAAGUACAGACAUUGCCAGUGUGGCAACAAGUAGCAACAAAUGAAAGAAGUACGUUUAGCUAACUAUAUAUCUUCAUAGCUAUUUUGUCAUUAUGCACCCAAUUUGUAAUUUUACUCUGUCUAAUAUAACUCGCAAAGUUUUACUCGUAAAGGGAUUGUUAAUUGUUGCCGUUAAACGAGACAGUCGAAUAGUGCACUAAUUGGUAGUUUAUCCACUUUGUCAGUGAAAAACUAAAGUAAAUUUUUAAAUUAGACGAAAAAAGAUCAAAGCCUGGAAUCUCAAGGUAAUAUGAUGAAAUAUUCGCGUCCAAUUUACAUAAUCCCUAAACUACUCCUCUGAAUUGGAAAAUCCGAGAAACCACGCAUAAUUCUAACUGCAAGACAACCUAUUUUUUCCAGGAAAUCAGAGAGGCCAAGAGGACUGAAUUUGGAUCAGCUUAAAGAAGAAUAUCUCGAGGCUCAGAAAAGAUGUUCGAAACGACUUCAUGAUGACAUGAAGAGAAUUGAAAAGUAAGAAAGAAAUGUUCUCUUCUUCUCAAUUGUGUACAAGACACAAGUUCCUGAUUCAUUCGCUGGAACUCUAAUAGGCAAUUGCAGCUAUAGACGAAAUUUUGAUCUAGGCAAGAAGAACAAAUCCAUCACCACAGAUAGAAAGAGCAUAUUAAAAUUAGUAAAAUUGCAAAGUUUGGUUGCACAAAUUUUGUACACAUUUGUAUUACGCGCGGUAAAAAUAACCACUUUCGGCUGAAAAAUGGUUAUUUUUCACGCGCGUAAUACAAAUAUAUACCGAAAACUUGCGAACUUCACAGGGCUAUAUUUUCCUCAUUUUACGACAAUUCGCAACCAAACUUUGCAAUUUUACUCAUUUUAAGAUGCCCUUUCCAGCUAUGAUAAUGGUUUCGUUCUUCUUGCAACCUAGAUCAAAAUUUCCUCUAUACCUGAAAUCAUCCAUGCAUUUUCAUCCGCUACAAAUCCCUUCAACAAUAGACCUUUCCCCUUUUAAGUGAGAUUUUGAUCAAGACAAGUCUUGACAAAAAUUUCAUCACAGCUUGAAAGAGCAUCACAAAAUUAGUAAUAUUCCAAAGUUUCGUUGCGAAAUGUUGUAAAAUGCGGAUAAUAUAGCCUUGCGAAGUUUGCCGUUUUUCAGUCAUUUUGUAUUACAAAUGGGAAAUUGAUAAUGAGUUUGAUUAUCUGAUUAUCAAUUUCCCGUUUGUAAUCUAAAUGACUGAAAAACGGCAAACUUCGCAAGGCUAUAUUAUCCGCAUUUUACAACAUUUCGCAACGAAACUUUGGAAUAUUACUAAUUUUGUGAUGCCCUUUCAAGCUGUCUUUCAAGCUGUGGUGAAAUUUUUGUCAAGACUUGUCUUGAUCAAAAUCUCACUUAAAAGGGGAAAGCUCUAUUUGUCUCUACAAUAUCCCCAUGUUUCUCUCUUCAGACUAGAGAAGCCAGUAUUUCGUAUCAAGUUAGGAGCAUUAAAGCUAUCUCACCUGUUGGAACACGAUAUUCCAAGCAUGAGAAGAUCAACCAAUAAACUACAACAGGACUACCAUGACCAAAAUGUCCGACCUUCAGGGUGGUACGUAUUAUUACAGCGUGGACGUCUGUUAUGAGAUGACAAGAAUUAGUUAUGUUGCAAAUUGUAUAGAAAAAGUGCUCGCGGUUGACAAAUAGACAUGGAGUGAUAUCGAUAGAGGAAGGGCGCAGCCCAACCACAGAAUAAAGAUCCAUACAGAAGGGCCACUUACGUCGGAAGCUUUGAAGUUUCUGUCGUCGCUGGCCGCCAUUUUCCUAGCCAGUCAAUGACAUUUUCUGGCCAAUAAACACGCGCUGUACUGGGCUGGAUGCCCCGCCUUCUGGCUAGUAAACUGCUUAUUUUUGCGUAAAAAAAACGAGGACACGUCGCACCGCUGAGUGGCCCUUCUGGUACUGAUCUUUAUUCUGUGGCCCAACGGAGGUUUCCUACUUUGCUACUAGAUUAGCGAGGUUCAGAUUGGGCUUCCAGUACCGCUCACAGGCUUGAUACGCAUUUGAUGGGCCAAUUGGGUAGAUUACAUGCUGCAUCUCACUGGGGAACGGUAUAGUGGAAAAUAAAUUUUAAUAUCUGAACCUCUCUAAAGAAACAAUAGAGACCUUACGAUUUUAGUACGGCAACGCGACGGCAACGGCUAUCAAUACAAUAGAUCAUUGAAAAGAAUUGAAUAAUUACUGUAUAUGAAUAAUUUCGACAUUAUCCUCGCUUUGUUUACAACGCCAAAUCACAGAUUUUCACGUCUUGAUAUACAACGGCUGCAUUCCAAGCCGCAACAAGUGCAACUUCAAACUGGGUUUAGCAGAAUUCUUCCCAACCAUAAAACCCAUGUCUUCAACUUCUAAAACUGUAUUAAAUUCAUACGAUUGAUAAUAUACCACGAACUAUCUUUACUACCAUUUAUUUGAAGGAGUUUGUUUUCGCCGUCCUAAAAUCCGGCGUAAGGUCUCUAAUGAAAAGAUAAUCCAUACUGAAUCUCAAAACAGAACAGUUUGUAUAGGCAAGGAGUUGCGAGAGUUACCAAAAUAAGUUUACUUCAGUUCAGUUUCCAGUCAUAGUCAAUAUCCAGGGUAGGUGGCCAGAUAGGCUCUCUGGCACCUUGGUCAGUUGCUGGGUGGCGAUAAUCAUUUUAGGUCAGAAGGACAGAAGUCCAGCUCAAAGUGGUAAAAACUACAUUGUUUUUCUAUUCCCUUCUUAACUUCUUUGCCCCCAGAUUCAAUUGUUUUGAUUUAUCAAUAAGAAUGCCAAGUGCAAUAGUUUACAACCUAAACAUUUAAAGUAAAUUAAACUUCACAUCCGAUCAUACACAGACAGACCCAAGUCUCUUUUUAAACUUGUUGAAAACUCUCGCUAAUAUUUUCUAGGUUUGACAAUUUGUGUGAAAAAGCUCAAGAGCUGGAGGUAGAAGACGAUGACGCGAUCGACACUCAUCUCCAAAAAUUUGUUCCAUUUUCUAAAGACGAUGUCGAAACACUUUCGCACAUCAAGGUAGGAGACAUGUGAAUGAGAGUUGUCGAGAGUUGCAACAAUCGCUCGCGUUUGGCUGCCAAAUCUCAUCAACUCUCGCGGACUUUGAACUGUUUCAAAUUUUAAGACCAAUCUAGAUAUAUUUUUCCUGUGUUGGUGUAAUGUACUCAGGUGAAUAUGAUGCUUGUGAUGUUACUCACAUCUUGAAAAAUAUGCCUGACCACGGUGGGAAUCGAACCUACGACCUUUGGAAUACUAGCCCAAGCUCUGCCAACUGAGCUACGCGGUCAGGACGGUUCGAGUGUGUUAUAUUUCGGAACUGAAUCUAGUUCCUUCGAUAUCAAUGUAAUCUAGUUAUAAUGUUAUUUUUUCUGUGUUGGUGGGCUAGUAUUCCAAAGGUUGUAGGUUCGAUUCCCACCGUGGACAGGCAUAUUUUUCAAGCUUGCGCGGUGUGGAUAUACACUCAGAGUAACAUCACAAGCAUCAAUCUAGCUAUUUUACAUUAUGUAUUUCUUGUUAUUUCAGUCCAAACUAUGUUUGAUUAGCCAAAGUCUUCCACUAUACGAGCUAUGCAAAACGAGCGUGCAAGAAGCGUUGCAAGUAAGUAUGAAAUAUAUCUGCUAGCUUCUCUAGGGUCAUGGAGUUAAAUCAGUUAAUUCAAAACUUUGGCCAACUUAUAUUAUAUAGUUACCCGGUUGCGAAUUAAGAAUUUUUUCUGACCUAUAGUUAUUUUUAAAAAUUGUGGGCCAAUGCUAGUUUUGAGCAAUAUCUGAAAGUGUCUAGAUUUUGGCUUCGGAAGAAAUUGAUUUUCAUGCGAGUAAUUUCUGAAGAAUCCGCACAAAAUGCCUUGCGAGUGAAUAAUGCGCAAGACCCACACGCGUGCGGAACCAAGAAGAUUUCGGAUUAUUCGAGUUUCGAUUUGACAAAAACCGCUUUCGGAAAAAUAUCCAACAUUUCUGCGCACUUUUCCCAAGGAAAAAAUUUUCUGCGCAAAAUAUUCCCCUUAACCUGGGAAGGGGGGGGGGGGUGCUUACUUAUUUUGACAAUUCAGAUAGCAUAUUUUCAGCUUCAAUACCAGGUUUAAGAAAUGCUGGUAUCCACAUGGAACUAGGUCCAGCGUCCCUCACUAGGUCACCAGAAAAAUUCCAAUCUCGUGCCCUUCAUAUAAAGUUAUCCAAACUUGGAUAACUUUAUGAAGAACAAGAGAUUGGAAUUUUUCUGGUAUCUGUUCCAUGAUCUAGUUCCAUGUGGAUACCAGCAUUUCUUAACCUGGUAUUCAAACUGAAAAUAUGCUAUCUAAAUUGUUUCCAAACUUUGUGAAAUGGCUAUUUGAACAAGCAUCAGCCAAAUGUGUACCCAGUUGUGAUUGAUUCGUUCGUUUAAUCGUUUCUCUCCUGUCAGUUUUUCUUAGAGAAAAUCGUGCACAGCCAUGGUAACCUAUUGCCGGAUUGGAUGGCUCACAGAAAAAUAAAACCUCCGGAGAAAGAUGAACAACAGCUCGAUUAAAGAAAAUAUAAAACAAUUAUAUAUAGAAAUGUAUCAGUAAUAUUACGCUAAUUUAUGCAACUUAUGUUGUAAAAUUUAUAUUUUAUGCUCUUUGUUGUGAAUAACAGGGCCAAAAUCCUAUAUUUCAUACAUCACAAGAAUUCAAUCACAAAAGCAAGCUAAGCCUAAAAAUGUUUCUAGAUUUUUCAUUGCUGGUUUUUUUUCGUUCCACAAAAAUGGCUUUUGCAUGACCUACAUUAGCCUAAUACAUUGGCAUAUAUCUAGAAAUGCGUCCUCAAUGAGGGUGAAAAAACUUCAGGCCGAUUUAGUUUUCAUAUUGAAAACUGGUGUAAAUGCCACAUACAUAGGGCCACAAGAAGGCUAACUGACCUUCCCAAUUUCACCAACCCAUUGAGUGGCAGCACUCUCCCCCUGACGGGUAAAAUCGUCUGGCGUUAGACAGAGUAAAAUAAUCUGGCGUUAGACAGAGUAAAAUAAUAAAAGUAGGGCACAUCUGGGCGCAUCACAGGGAGCCCAUCCCGGGUCAUAUUUCCUCCGUGGGGGAGUGUGGAUCUUUUCUGGAAUGACCCAAUAAGACCCGGGAUGGGCUCCCUGUUGGCGCAUUGCCACAUAAAGGGUUAAAUUGGCAAAUUUUCUAAUAUUUUUCUGGCUAACACCUUGAAUGCCCAAAUUAGGUAAAUCUAAAGCCCUGUUGACUAAUUCUUUCAAAAUAAAUAUAUUUUAUUACAUUCUUUCUUUUCAGUUCAUCUACUCUAUUAAAAACUUCAUUAUAUAUUAUUAAAAAGCCACGCAAAUAUAUUAUUAUCAGCUAAUAUACCUAAGGCCUGAUAAUAUAAUUUCAAAAGAUGCAUUAAUUAUGCCCCACGACACAAUGGCUCGUGAGCAAUUCAUGAACGCCCCUCGAUACACACGGGAUAUACGUCGACAACGAGUCUCAAAAAUACUCUGAAAUGUCUUUUGUACGCUCCAGUACUCGCCGCCGACAUGUUUUUGCAUGUUCGACUUAACCACAGACAGAGGGUAAAAAAUGGUACUAUUAGUAGCGCCGAGCAGGGCACCGCAUAUAAAAUCCUGAAUGGUAUUUUCAAAACUAGUCUGCGCUUCCGGUAACAUGUCCUUUAGGUAACCUCGGAAUCCGAAAAAGAUUGCAUUCGACGGACCAUUCCGCAGAAGGAUGGCGGUUAGCCCUCGGUAGUACUCUUUCAUACCGUAGACCCGUAACUCUCGGAAUGUGUGAAGUGUAUUCAGGAAUCGAUCGUGAUGCUUUCGAUGCGAUAGUAAAGUCUGGACUCGCUCGAACGGAGUAAGGAUGGCCUCGGCCGAACCGGCAAGAAUGGCUGCCACACUGUUGUUAAUCUGUGUUGGGAUUUGCGGAAACGAGUUAUUUAGGUCUCUUUUAAAUCUGUGAUAAAGUCCAAACAUAAUAGAGACUGAUACGGCUUUUUGUAACAACGGUGGCAAAACGCCUCGGUAGAGGAAAUGAAAACCCUCGUUCUUUAUCUGGGCUAAAGCAACAAGAAGCCUCGAUCCAUCGACUUGUUGCCGAAACGUUACUUUAAAUACUGGAUAUGUAGCAAGGAUAUUGAUCGCGCUCGCACCGGCGCCAGCUGCAAAAUGUUGCCAAUCUUGAUCGCUGUCUUGAGUCCAUGAUUUCUGUCGCAUCUUUUCCUUGCCAGGCACGCUCGGUCGUGCCUGUUGAGACAUAGUUUAAAAGUAUAAAAGCAUCGUCAUUACUAGCUCGCAUCACCACGCCAAAACCGUCCAAAUCUCAGCAGAAAAAGUUGUGUAAAUACAUAUUUUCACAUUCAUGUUGCUGCGAAAAAAGUGGCCAUGAGAGUUUCCGCGAA